Molecule: messenger RNA, 3552 nt
Organism: Homo sapiens (human)
Lineage: Eukaryota; Metazoa; Chordata; Mammalia; Primates; Hominidae
Gene: MSANTD1
Product: Myb/SANT DNA binding domain containing 1
Exons: 3
Coding region: 2383-2904 (173 amino acids)
Source: RefSeq, a predicted model, not a curated record
GGAGCCUUCAUGGUCAAGUGACAUCAUAAGCUUAUAUGACAUACACAAGCCUCAGGACUUGGCCCAUGGCACUGAAGCAGGUCAUCAGGCCCAGCACAGAGACUAGAGCUGUGUUCUCACAGGGCCCACCACCCUUCCACCUCCUUGGCCAUUGACACCUGCGUCCCUGGCCCAGCUGCUCCCAGGUAACCCCCAAAGCAGCUGGCACAUCCCACCUCUGGUGUGGCCGGGGCUGCUGUGUGUCCGCAGGGCCUGCCCCGUCUAUUCUAGCUUGUUUGUCCUGUCUGAACCAGCGCCUACUCCAAGAAGCCUCUGCUCAGCCCAGCGGGGAUGCUUCUAAGCUCCGGACGAGCCUCUCGGAAGCCUUGGUGAUUGGUGGUGUAGUCAUCUUGGGAUGCAGAUGUCUUACCAACCUGCAAGAACAAAAACCCUGUGGCUUCCUCUGGUGCAGGGUAUUUAGUCAAUGUUUGCUGAGGUCCCGUCUGGUUCUGGCUAAUUGGCAGGGGUCGUCCACCCAUUCUUUCCCUGCUCUGCUGUCUGUGCCAGGAGAGACGGGGGCCAGUCGGCCAAGGGGCCAGCUCCUGCUGCCUGCUCCUCUUGGGCACGUGCGGGGGCCCCCUUUCUCUGAGCAGGGAUAGGGAUCAGUCUGCCGGAGGGAUGUGGUGGACAGGCCUAAAGCAUUUGGGGCGGGGCAUGCCACUUGAGCUCCCUAAAUCUGUCUCCUCAUAGGUGACACCGCUCCAGGGCCCCCCAGUGGCCUCUCCUUUCAGAGCUACCUAAAUUCUGGUCACUUCAGAGAAAUGGAGCACCCCCUUCUCCCUGGUCCAGGUGUGGACAGCCUGGCACACUGAGCACACCUGGCAUGGCUGGUAAUUUCAGAAAGAAGAGGGGCCGGGGUCCAGUGGGAAGCAGCGGUGAACCCCUCGUGAGUGGGCUUUGCAGUCCCUCCCCAUGCCACGGCAGAGCUGCCCUCAACACAGCCUUCCUCUUCCUCAUCGGAGAGCACACCCUGUCCCCUUGCCGAGCUGUGCCCUGUGCCUUCGGUGGUAUUUGAUUUUGGCUGCUACUGGCUUUGUUGGGAUCUGGAAGUCGCUUCCCCUGCGUGGUGCGUGGAGCACUGUAAGUCAGAUGAGGGAAGUAGCCAGGGUGAGGUGAGUACCGGGUGGAGCCGCCACUGAAGGGACUGGGUAGGGGGGCCUUGCCUCUACAUGAUGUGACACAGCCAACCGAGGACAGAGGAAGCCCCGUUCCUGGGGGUGUGGGGUGCACCCCUCAGGGAAGCCUGCAGUGGGGCCUGAGGAAAGGCAUCCUCCGCGAGCCCACGAGUCUGGUCCAUGAGCACCGUGACAGUGUCUGUGGGUAGAGGUGGACCCGGCCUUGUGUCAUCACCAGGACCUCUUUUGGGAAACCAUGUGGACAUCGCUUGCGGGUCCCCCAGGCUCUGCAGCCCCAGCAGCCUGGCUGCCUUUUGGGCAAGUGGCUUGAGCCACAGAGGACCCAGUCCUGUUGCAGCCACAUCCUCUGGGGGGGCCCGCCAGUGUGGCCGGCUUUCUCCACCCUACACCAGGCCUCCAGGUGUCCUGGUCGGGGGUGUCUGGGCCCUGGGUGGGCCCUGUGGACCUGUGAGGUCAGGGUCAGGGCAUCACUGGAGGCAGAGGGCUGAAGUUGUGGGUCUGGGUUCCCCUUGUGUGCACAGGCCCCUGCCCUCCAUGCUUGGUCAGGCAGCUACCCCCAAAACUGCUAGGACAGGCUGGUCCUGAGGUGGAUCCUGGCCCCUGUACCCUCUGGACAGCCCACCCGCCCAACCUUCUACCCUGCCCCAGCGGCGGCAGUGUUGGCCACAUCCUUCCCCUCCUGGCCCCAAUUGCUCUGGGGAAGUCCAGGCUCCGGAGCCUGCCCAGGGGCCCCCCGUGAUUUGGGCCCAGGACUCCACGUGGUUCUCUGCCUUCACCCAAGCCCUGAACUCCUCAGCUGCCAAAUCCCCACCCAUCUGCACAGGCUGUGCUCACCACUGCUGCUCCUGGAAGGUGCCCCUCAGUGGGACGCCCACCUCCUCUCUGGGCUUCUGUGUUUGGGAGCCCUGCUGCCCCCACCCUUGGUCAGUCCCCAUGUCCUGCUGGCCUGUCAGGCAGGGCAGAAAAUCCACCCAGAAAUGCUGAGCAGGAUGAGAGUCUAGUUGGGCCCAGCCUCAUUAUUUAGAAGGGAUGGAGGCCUAGGGAGCAUGCUUCUAGCCUGAGCCCAGCAGGGCCCCGCCCAUGUCCCAGGUCUGCACCAGGGACAGCUCCUGCCGAGGCCUGACCUGCCCCUUCUCCCUCAGGUGCUGCUGGUUGACCAGCCUCUGGCCCUAGGAGACCCCGUAGCGACUGAGGGUCCCAGCAGGCCAUGCAGCUUUGCCAAGGCGCCUCCGGCAUGGCGGCGGCCGAGGGGCCCGGCUACCUCGUGUCUCCCCAGGCGGAGAAGCACCGGCGGGCCCGCAACUGGACGGACGCCGAGAUGCGCGGCCUCAUGCUGGUCUGGGAGGAGUUCUUCGACGAGCUCAAGCAGACCAAGCGCAACGCCAAGGUGUACGAGAAGAUGGCCAGCAAGCUCUUCGAGAUGACCGGCGAGCGCAGGCUGGGCGAGGAGAUCAAGAUCAAGAUCACCAACAUGACCUUCCAGUACAGGUCGGAGGAGCGGCCGGUGAAGAAGCGCAAGGUGCAGAGCUGCCACCUGCAGAAGAAGCAGCUGCGGCUGCUGGAGGCCAUGGUGGAGGAGCAGCGCCGGCUGAGCCGCGCCGUGGAGGAGACCUGCCGCGAGGUGCGCCGCGUGCUGGACCAGCAGCACAUCCUGCAGGUGCAGAGCCUGCAGCUGCAGGAGCGCAUGAUGAGUCUGCUGGAGAGGAUCAUCACCAAGUCCAGCGUCUAGGCCAGCAGGCGGCGGCGGCGGCGGGGCCGGGCGGCUGGUGGUACUGCUCAGGCCACCCAGGGCAGGCCACUCAGGCCAGGCGGGCAAGGGGGCCGCCCCGCGAGCGGAGACCGCCUUCCACCUGGCCUCUGGCAGGAUGUCCCUUCUGAGGGGUAUUUUGAGGAACCCCCAGGCCCUGGGGACCGUGAGGCUCCAGUCUCCAGCAUGAAUGCCCUUCCUCGGACACAGGCCAGGGCCUCUGGGGUUCACUCCGAGUAAGAACGUCCUAGAGCCACUCUCCAGUGUCGUUACUAUCAAUGAUACUUGACGUGGCUUUGAUAUUAAACGUAUACUUUUUCAUUCUUGCCUGGAACGCACAGUUUGCUGUUGCUGGCUUGGUGAGGAUGCCCUGAUUGAUGGAUCCCGAAAAUGAAAGCAGAUGGAAACGGGUUGGGGCAGGCUGGAGCUGGGGGAGCUCUCUCCUGAAGGGAACCCUGUGUCCUCCCUCACCAGGACCUCUGCGUCUCUCCUUAAAUGGCCUCUGACGCCUGAUGAAAACCCCAGCGACCUUCCAGGAGGCUUUUAUUCAGCUCUGUUUGGAGCAUCAGGUGUUUCCACUGCCUCCUUAGCAAUGACACUAAUAAAAGUCGUAACACCUGUUCACAUGCA